Symbiodinium sp. CCMP2592 is the source of this 852-nucleotide messenger RNA. Lineage: Eukaryota; Dinophyceae; Suessiales; Symbiodiniaceae. The record is from the annotation of a GenBank genome assembly.
AUGGACGUUGCAUAUAUCGCAAGCAUUGGGCUUCCUGUGCACUGCACCGCAGGCUGCAAAGUGCAGCCGGCCGAGCAGGAAGAUGGCAUCGCCUUGAACGGUUGCGGGCAAGAGCAGCACUCGGCGGGCGACCAAUCGGUUGCAAGCAAACCGCUGUACAUGGAUGCUACCUACGUCUUCCAAUGCAGAGCCAUCUUGAUAAGCUCAAAGCUCAGCGAGGACGGCCAGGCCCUGCUUGUUGAGCUUAGCCAGACAGUCUUCCAUCCUCAAGGCGGAGGCCAGCCUGCAGACAUCGGGCGGUUGGUGGCCGACGGACUGCCUUCACUCGACGUAGUUUUUGCCUCCAAGGACAAGGUGGAUCCACGAGUAUUGUGGCAUGAGUGUAGAGGUGAUUUUCAGCCCUGGCUGGGCAAAAAAGGUCUGGAAGUUGUUUGCAAUGUCGACGAGCCUCGACGGCGUCUUCAUGCAAGACUGCAUUCUGCUGGACACCUGCUGGAUGUUGCCAUGAUGGCUUUGGGCUUUCGCUGGAAGCCAGGCAAAGGCUAUCACUUCCCAGAUGGGCCAUAUGUGGAGUACUUACCGUCCCAGGACGGGCGUCAGCUCGAUGUGAAAGAUGCGAAAGCAAAGGAACUAGCGAUGCAGGAGCUGGCAUCCAAGAUGAAGGAGCUGAUCGACAAAAAAGUUUCCACAAACAUCGACUUCGUGGAUGGUGUACGAAUGAUCGCAAUGGAUGGUGUCUCCUGUGGCUGUGGUGGUACACAUGUGGAGCACUCUGGAGAGAUCGGCGAGGUCUCCAUCAAGAAGAUUCAGGCGAAACAGGGCAACAUUCGCGUGUCCUAUGCUGUCGCCUGA